Anopheles coustani is the source of this 8876-nucleotide messenger RNA. RefSeq names its product protein dopey-1 homolog. The transcript is spliced from 9 exons. Gene Ontology annotation, biological process: Golgi to endosome transport. Gene Ontology annotation, cellular component: trans-Golgi network; endosome. Bases 513 to 8432 code for a protein of 2639 amino acids. The record is from RefSeq and is a predicted model, not a curated record. NCBI's taxonomy places the organism in Eukaryota, Metazoa, Arthropoda, Insecta, Diptera, Culicidae.
UUAAACAAAAUAAGACCAUUCGCUGGGCGAAGCAAGCGAGUCGGUCAUCAGUGUGGAAACGAACUGUCAAGUGCUUGUUUAUCUGGAGCUACCGAGAACAGUCUUGAUUUGUCGUCAGCAGGAGCAGCAGCAAUUUCAUCGAUUUUUACCACACUUCGCAUCUUCGCAAUUUGUGUGGCACGCAAAUCUAGCUGUAGCAGUUGAAAAAGGUCCCAGUGUGUAAUAAUUGUUGGUGUAUUGUUUCGAUGUGGCUACCUCUCCAUGUGUAAUGAUUUCAUUCGAAUUGGGAUGUCCAAACAAACAGAAUUGUUGCAGUUUGGGCACUUUCGCGUAAAAGUAGACCACACAAAGAAAAAGUAGAUCAAGUGCGAAAACUUAGGUCGAACAAAAGUGACGUGAAACGCAGUGUUUUGCAAACACGUCAAAGGGAACGACGGCGUAACGCAUGAGAGCGGCUGUGGUUUAUCCAGUGUGUAGCGACACUGAUAUUCAACGGAACUCGGAACGACAUCAUGGAUACGACAACAGGGUCGGGUUUGAUGGAGGAGUACGACUUGAUGAAGCAGCCCAAGUAUCGGGUGUACAUUUCCAACAUCGAUAAGGCACUGAAAAAUUUUGAAUACUCUAGCGAAUGGGCAGACCUCAUCUCUGCACUUGGCAAAUUGAACAAAGUGAUAUCUUCGAACGCACAGUAUCAGAUCAUACCGCGUCGGAUAAAGAUUUCGAAGCGUUUGGCACAAUGCAUGCACCCAGCCCUCCCAUCGGGUGUGCAUCUGAAAGCGCUAGAGUCGUAUGAUGUGAUUUUCAGUAACAUUGGCGUUGAGCGACUCGCGUCAGAACUGUUCAUCUACAGCGCUGGUCUCUUUCCUUUGCUAGGCUACUCGGCAAUGAACGUGCGACCUGCCCUACUGUCCAUCUAUGAGAAAUACUUUGUACCGUUAGGCGAAAAGCUACGGCCGGCACUGAGCGGGUUCCUGAGCGGUGUUUUUCCGGGCUUGGAAGCCGGCCAGGAUCAUUUCGAGCGUACAAAUCAGUUGCUCGACAAAGUGUGCAUCGCGGUUCAGCUUGAAUGUUUCUAUACCUGCCUAUGGGAGUGCAUAGUGACGAAUGCAUCUGUGCGGCUGCCCGCAAUCACGUACGUUCUCGAACGGUACGAUAAGAAGCUUCCCUGUGCGGUACAGCGAGAGCUGACCGGAAACAGUGAGGAACUGAUGGUAAACGGUCUAUGUAGCUGCCUCAGUGAUGCUAUCAUUCUCGUGCAGAGAAACACCCUCGAGUUUCUUCUACUGGCAUUUCCGAUGCACGAUUCACUGCUGUCGGAGAGAUAUACGACGAAACUGGUCAAAAUGGCUCUCAACACGAUCCUGCGCCGGGAUAUGUCGCUUAAUCGACGAUUGUACUCUUGGCUUCUUGGUUCCGACACAAGCAUGGGCAAGCAUCUGCACCGGGGCGGAAACUCGAAGGAUACAGAGCUGUACGAUCCUAAUACAUAUUUUGAGCGACACGCAAAGCGCCGUCUAAUUGCUGCCUUCAAGAUGGUGCUGAAAGAAAGCAUAACCCAACAACCGUUCGACCUCAGUCCGUAUCGGAUACUGAUUUCACUACUCGACAAGGCCGAAAUUGGGCUGCGCAUUCUGGACGAUGUGCUCUGCGACAUCAUUCGUGCAAUUUCGUUGUGCAAUGGCAACCUGGAGGUGCAAAAGUCAGCCAAUUUGCUGUUUUCUACAUUCGACCCGUCCUAUAUAUGGAAUUAUAUGUCUCGCCUGUACCGGGAGGCGGCUACUCGCACCGAACGUCAACACUCCACAGAUGCUGACCUUAUACAGAUCGAUUCAGGUCCGCCCGGCACCGUAGAAGUAUGCCAUCUUACAGAGUUCCUGCUGGAAACCCUCUCACUAGAGAUGUAUAACGAGACGACACGCGUACAUUUGCCAAAAUUUUUGCUGUCUCUUAUAUCAAUGCUCACGAUAUACGACAGUAACAUGUACUCAGUUGAGGUGGCUUCGUCGCUGCGCCUGUGCGUGAAGAUCGUCUCGAAAAUCCAACCGAUGAUUAUGUCGGAAAAAGUGUUUGACCUUUCAAUGUGUAGUAGAAGCGUGAGUGAGUCCACGCGCAAGGGAGAAGAACAGCAGGUGGCUGCGGCGAAGGAGGCCGCUGCUAGUCUCGAGAAGAGCAGCAGUGAUUCAAAGAUACACGAAAGCUCGCUGCAGGUGACGGUGCCCAAUGGUUCAUUUCAGCGAUCAAGUUCAAGCCAAGGGCUCCAUAAGAAGGGAAGUGGCGGUAGCGGAAGUAGUGGGAAGUAUAGUAAAAAGAACAAAAAAUCGAAAUCCUACAGUAAGCUUAGUGAGCUAAGCACUAGUCGUGAGGGAUCGCUAAAGUCAAGCAAAGCGAAGAUCAACCGGUCGGAGCAGAAAAUUUGCGGGGCAAGCUCGACCCCCGACCUAAAACAUGAACCAGAAGCAGUAGACUUCAGUGAACUUACCGAAAAGGACGGUGAAGCGGCCAACGAUCGCAAGCGUUUCAGUUGUAGUAGCAACAGUAGCGCCAGCAGCACCACUAGCUGCAGUAACAGUAGCAGUUACAACAGUAGCGUCAACAGUAGCCGCAGUGGAAGCAGCAAUAGCAAUGCUAUGGAAGGGACAGGAGUUGCUAGUGCUGGAGGCAUUGUAAUCCAGGUGCAUUCAUCCGAGGAGUGUGCUUCGGUCAAAAGCGGUGGAGUUGCUAUCGCCCAGCUACCCGACUGCCCCAUACUGGAUCGAUGUAUUAGACAGUAUGUGGCGUUCUUUGAGUUGUAUGUGUGUCGAAAACUGCUGGUUCAGCCAGAACACUUGUCUUCGGAGCAAGUAAGCCUACAGGAGAACCUCUUUAUCGACAACUCCGAUCACUCGACAAAUGGCGGUCCAUCGUACGAUCAGGAUUUGGUGGUAAUAAAUGCUCUGGCACCGGAGCUGGAGGAAAUUUUCGGAAUACUAUCGUUAAAUCAUCAAUCUUCCCGCGCCAAACUGACUGCUAUGUUGAUACAAUCGGUCGAUGGACGAUCCUCAGUACCGCCAUCGAUGGAAGAACGGAGUCGAGACGUUCUUGCAGGAGGAAGGCAACAGUUUGAGAUAACGCAACUGGUACGUGGGAAUGAAAUGUUAGCCAGAGUUGCCCGCGCCCCCAUUGGAGAAUCGCUAAGGAACGCACUGAAGCUUGCCUGUAAUGUUCUCACGGAAAUGUCCUCUUUCCCGAGCUAUCGCAACGAAACUGGAGUCACGGAGCGAAUUGAUGAUGUUCCUGGAUGGUUGAAAGCACUUUCUCUUUUGGCGAUUUUUGUCAGCGACCUCGACACGCAACUUUCUGCCGCCCAGACACUGAUCGACAUGAUAGGCUUAUUGCGGACAAAUGGGAAAAAAUCAUCCAAAGAAACGUGCAGUGGAAAAACGAUUGUUUUAAUGAUGCCUCUACUAAAGCUGUCUCACGUGAACUAUCUUGAACGACGGACUAAGGUGUUUCAGGUACUAACUACAAUGUUGUGGGACUAUCUGGACGCUUCGCGCGUAGAGGCACGAAACAUUACCCUGCUCCUGUAUCGUAUACACAACUGCCUUGACAGCCGCUUCACAGAGAACGUUAUUAUCGAUCGAAUACUCGUUCCACAGACAGAUGGUGAAUGUGCAGAAGGAUAUUACCGCGGCUUGGUUGAACGCACCGUUCGGCGAAAGGAUUCGUCAGCACUUCACGCUUUGUGGCAGAUACCCGUGCUGGCAAAGUCUGAGCUAAAGAUCGAUUCGGAUGGGUUUCGCAAAUUUCAACUCCUAUGGAAGCUCGGCCGUGAUACAUACCAUGGGAAUGAGUUUGAGAAGCUGCUAUUUCUGGUGCUCGAUUCGUUAACCCUGCCCCGAAAUGUAUCAAUCCAAGUGAAAACAGCCAAUUGGCUGCGAGAAGCUCUGGUGCGUGGCGAUAUAGGUCGUAUUUUAAAGUUGUUGUUGAAAACACUACUUAAUGAAAGCACCAAACGAAUGAGUAUUUUUUGUCCCAAACGUCUUCGAGGCUUAGGAGCAGGUACAUUGGAUGGAGGACAAGAGGAUGGAUCGGUUAGCGGAGAAUGGGAAAGGGAACUGCUUGUGGAUGCUGAUGCACAAUUGAAUCAAGCCUGUUUCGCCGUCAGCUCCGAGGAUGGUCAAAUACGAUAUCAUAUGGAUCCGGCUGCUGGUCUGACUAAAAAGCGAAGUCCCAUUCGAUCGAUUCAAAAAAAGAUUUUUGGUGUCUCAAUUGGUGGUGGUGGAAGUGGUGGUAGCAGCUCGAAGGGUGGUGAUAUUGGACGCGCCGGCACGCCUGGCAAUGGUGGCCAGCUGAUCGUAUCAAAUUAUGUCACGAACGAGUCCGUCGUGAAGAAAGUGCAUUCAACUUGUUUGACAUCCGGAACUGGUGACGAUGCAGGCCAGUAUGGGAAAAUUUCCGUUAUCAUCAAUCCUCUCGAAUCAGAGCAGCUAGCGACCGCUAAAGGGAUGCGUAACCGUUCGAACUCAAUGGGACUGCUUGCCGGGACCGUAAUUGAUGCCGACAGUGGCAUUUCAGAGCCCAGUUCAUUAGCUGCUACUUGCAGUAGUGGCGGCUACCACUUCAAAAAGGAAUUCCAUCGAUCCACUUCCGAUCUGGACGAUACGAACGACAGUGAAACUGAUCCACGCAAUGGACUUCUUGGGCGCGGAAAACAAAGGAUCAGUCGUGUGCUGCGCGGAUCGGAAGGUUAUACCGACAGUGAACAGAUCAAACGAUUCGUGGAAGAGGGACCGAUAGUAGAUUUUAUCAGCAAGUCCAGCGAUCGAUUCCGAAAUCGCAAAACAUAUCUUAUUUCAUCGGGCAACAUUUCGGGCUCGGGAGUCGGUGACGAUUCGCUGCUGUCGGGUUCUUCGUACACGUUAACCAAUGGACCAUCCCUGAACGGAACAUUAACGUCUGAUGAGAUAACGAACGAAGAUGGUAGUAUCACAAUGACAACUACUACUAUGAACACGGCUGCGGAGGAACGUAAAACGUCCGUCGGAGAUGAUCAUGGCGAGGAAGACAAACCGGUCCCGAAAGUCACAUUCACGCGCAUCAACAGCUGGCGCAAUGGUAGCAAAUUGUAUCCAUUUCAUACGCACUUUCUCGUAUACGAGUCAGUGUUUAACACAAAGCAGAUCCUAUACACCAUCGAAACACUGCGGAACAUUCUCACGAAUGAUGCUCGGUUUUUCCUGUGCUUGUCGGUAACGACUUCUGUUUCUAGUGGUCAAAUAAAGUCACUUCUGUUACGACACCGACGUAAUAUCUUCGGCAAAGGUUUCACGGAGGCACGGGACGAUUCCGAGCAUCAUAAUUUGUACAGAGGAAGUAUGUAUCUGGAAGUGAUCCUCACUGUGCUUUUAUACUAUACGCGAAGCUAUCAGACGGAUCAAGGUAAGGAUAGCAAAGGACGCCAGCCUUCACGGGACGAUUUCAACACAAACGCGAAGAUUCAGCUGGAAUGCAUCGAGCUUAUGACUACUCUUUUCGGUGAACUACUUGCGGUGGUGAAAGACGUUGGAAAGAACCUUGCGAACUACGUGGCGGAUCUCAUGGAAAAAUGCAAGGUGCAGAAAAUUGUACUCUACUGUUUGGCUUCGUCGGUGAACUAUUUUACUAGCCCAGGCGGUUACACGUGUCCAGCGGACGAGGUUCUGCGAUACAGUGAUCCAGAAAGCACUCGUCAAAAUGCUGAGGCGUAUCAGAUAGAACUGUUGCGGUUGCUGCUGGCUGUGUUGAAGUUGGAGCACGAAAUUACGCUUCAGCGCUCAGAAGGUGGGAGUGAAGGGAAUGGGAAAAGUGGUGGACUGGCAGCGACCUCCGCGUCUUCGAACAGUUCUCCCACAAGGGUUGCGCCUGAAACAAAGCGAACGUACCGAUACAUUCCUAACCAGCUCCUAGCACAGCAACCGAUGUUUCUAUCGACGAUCCUAGCAGCAUUGGAGUGCGAUCGUUUGCAGCAUGUACAUAAAAAUUGGACGGACAUGAUGACCGCGUGCCUUACUUGUUUGCCCCCGGCCAAUUUGACGAAAAUAGUCAUCAGUGUCAUCCAUCAACUGUGCAGUAACUUGGAUCGUGUGACGAAAAGGGAGCGAAUCCUUGUCCAAUCGGUUGAUUACAUAGUCUCCCAGCUCGAAGCGACGACGGUGCUGGCACACUACUGUCUUCUCGAUAGUUCGCAGCAAAUUUCUCUUGCGAGCAUCUUCAAUCCAUCCGCAGCAAGUAAUGGGUCGUUGCUUUCUUCAACGGCGAACCAAUCUGGCCAGAUCAUCAACAACAUAGUGAACGUGUUCCUAUCGUACUCCUCGUCGCUCCUUAGUGGGGGCAUUAAUCAGCAGGUGAAAAAAAAUCACCAGGAGGUGGCUAAGACGGCGAUACUAAGUCACCUGCCGAGAAUCAUCAUAACGAUAGCUACCCUCUGGGAGACAAGCAUAAGCGAUUUUCGCCGCGUGAAGCAUCAGUUGUUGGAAUUUUUAAGCCCAAUUUCGAUGCACUAUGGAACAAACUUUCUGACUGCGAUAUCGGUCGCUUGGCAUGAGCGUAGCAACAGCGUUGCGGUGGGAGGAGGUUCCGAAUCCGUGGCGAAUGGUGGCAGUAUAGGAAGCGAAACGUCGGACGUCGAUUUCUUUGACAUAAUGGUGAAAGCAUUGCCACAGGCGGGAGAAAAUCAGCUGUUGCUAGUUAAGCUAAUUACCGGAAUACGCAUCAUGUCGGUCGAUUCAUUCAUUCAAACAAUGCACCAAGUAAUCAAGAAUCCGCCCCCGAUCUAUCAACCGCCAGUCGGAUUGAACCUGGAGGUGAGCGCUCUAGAGCUGCUGUACUUCUUCCUGAUAUCGGGUGUUUCGCCCGCGCAAUACACAGACUGCUGGAGCUCACUGUACGCCUUAUUGAAGGAUUGUUUGACACUGCAAAUAACGGCUCAAUUUGUGGCGCUUUCUAUCUUGAAUGAAUUCGUCCAGCGAUGUCCUAGCAUGCCGUUCUCGGAUAAGAAAGAUCUUCGUGAUUUGCAUGAUGUCACUUCGCGACUAGUAGAAGCAGUCUCGAAUGUUGCCGGAUCUUGCCUGGAGCAGACAACAUGGCUGAGGCGCAAUCUCUCGGUAAAGGAAGAGUUUGGUUCGCUGGAAAGUACCGGAAAGGAUGGGUUGCUGCUACCUUCCAACCAACACUACUCUAUACAAGCGCAAUCGAUCCUCGCGGCAAUUCUCGCGUCACUGCUCGAUGUAGCAUUUAGCUCACAGGAGAAAGACAAAGUGACGACGAUCGUCACGGGCGUUAUGUACAACAUUGUGCCUUACCUCAAGACACACACUGUUAAAAAUAUUCCGACCUUCCAUGCUUGCUCGAAUUUGCUUGCCAGCCUGAGCACAUACCAGUACAUGCGAAAAGCAUGGCGGAAGGAUGCUCUCGACCUUUUGCUAGAUUCGUCGUUCUUCCAGAUGGACAGCCGCUGCUUGCCGUACUGGAAAACUAUCCUCGAUAGUUUGAUGACCUGUGAUAAUACUACCUUUAGAGAUCUUAUGAACCGAUUACCAUUAGCCCAGACUGGCACGUUGAAUAUAUUUACGUCCAAAGAACAAGAGUACGAACAGCGAGCGUUGUUGUUAAAGCGUCUUGCGUUUGUUAUAUUCUGUAGUGAAGUUGAUCAGUAUCAUAAAUACAUGCCCGAGAUUCAAGAACAACUAGCAAACAGUUUGCGAUUGCCACAAGUGGUUCCAUUGAUUCAAUCAGCUGUCUUUCUCUGCUUCCGUGUGUUGCUGCUGCGUAUGUCAGCUGAUCAUGUUACUAGCUUAUGGCCAAUCAUUAUCGCCGAGAUGGUGCAAGUGUUCCUAUCUAUUGAACAGGAGCUAAUGACUGACACAGAGGAAUUCAGAUCUCAAUCAAGUCAACAUAUCCGCAUGCUGUCUGGCCUUGAUACUGCUUGGGUAACGAAUACGAGCAAUGGAUUGUACUCCUAUGGACACCCUCACUGGCGCAUGGUGCAAUUGGAGACUGCCAAACUACUGGAGCUAGGUUGUGUUUUGCCUGCCACAAUCUUGCCUCACUUUCAAAUGUAUCGUUGGGCAUUCGUUAGCAGUCAAAAUGAAAAUUUCCAUAAAGCCGGAGGGUAUGAUGAAAAAAAGGUGUCGUUUGUUCCUCACGUUUCAAGAAUAUCUCACCUGAUGGAUCUACGAUACACAUCGCAUUCACCGAAAACGCAAACAACGAAAGGGAAUCACAUAAUGCUGACCUGCCAGUCGAUAAAUACGCUGCAAGACCUGUACGGUUUCUUCUCAACACUUUCAAUGCGUUGGCCAUCGCAUAUUUCGUACAGCGACACUGAGAAGGACACCAAGCAAUGCCUGGAAGAGGUUGAAUAUGUCCUGGCGCUCGAUUUCUUGGAGAAAAUUCCUUCCCCGAAAUGAAGAGAUACAAGUAUCGUAUCUGUAUUUACCAAGUUACCGGAUAAAUAGUUGUAACCAACGGAAGGCGCACAGCACGAAUCAUAUUUACGCCCAUUAAUACUACGGCUAACAUCUAGUGAUUUUAUUCAGUAUUUCCAUUACAGACCGAUGUCGGUGUAGUUUGUGAAUGUUUGUUUCGUGCUUUGUUAUUCGUUUCGUUAAAGUAACAAACAUUUGAAUAGUCAAUUCCGUUCUCUGCAUCCGCAUCCUGGUGCCAGGCCUGUCACCAAUGUGUCGCUGGGUGACCGAAAGCAGAUCGAUUUGUCGUUUAUGUAAGUUAAGUUUUAUUUUUUUUCUAACGACCGAGUCCAGUUAAUUCAAAAUCGACGAUCAGAUCGCCAGCGUGCGUAUAUCAAUAUGUCUUGUGUAAUUAUGUGAUUUAUGAAUAGUAAGACCGUAUUAUAU